CGUCGUUGUUGCCCGCUCACGGCCGUGCCGCUUUUUGGGGUCCAGCCACCGUGUCACCGCGGCUGAUAACGAUAACGAGAGUCCGACGUGACCGACCCGCCGCUACCGCCGCCGCCACCGCCAUCCCUUUUUUUCCAUGAGCGGCGCGCGUACGUACGCGCCGUGUCAGCGAACACGACCGUGACCAUCCCGAUAUCGUCCCUUCCGGCGAACCGUGUCCGGACAUCUCGCGCGACACACGUGAACACGGUAUCUCGGAUGAAUGGAGUCGCCGAUGAUCCUUGGCCCCGUGGAUUUAAGACGCAGCGUUGUUCAGUGAAACGCGGCCGAUUAUUGGAUACAGUGAAGUGAAAACAGUGAACGGUGACGAUUUAUCUUGAUGAUCUUUUAUCAUCCGUCGGACUGAUCGAGGAUUGUACCGGCUUGGAUGGUCAGCUUUCGAAGCGAGUAACUCGUCUCGUGCGACUGAAGGGAUUAGAAAAAUUGUCGGAUGCUGGUGACAGGCAUGAGGGACCACGAAGGAUCCUUCGACGUCUUGACCCCGUUGUCGUGGACAGCGUGCGAAAGUGUUCUCGAGUGAUGCCGCGUGUGCCGUGAGAGGGACCAGGUUACCCUAGGUGUGAAUCGUAGAUAAAGUUCCCCGGAUUCAACCACCGAUUCACGAAGAUGAAGCGACGGCCGACCGGGUGCUCCCCGAAGCCACCCGUCGUCCGGCACAAAGACGUUCCUGAUGACCGUCAUUGUACCCCGUCGCCAUAGACUGGCCCAGCGCGCUCCCGUUUAGAAAGAGACGCGGACCACUUCACGGACCGUGCAAACGCGUCUUCAUCGGCGGUCAAUAGGACCGAGAGCCUUUUAGCCGCGACGCAGAUAUUAUAUAUAAAUCUGCGCGGCGGGAGGAACCACCUGGAUUCCCACAGCCGACGGCCGUCGGCAACUGGGGUGCCGCGAUGGACCUCAGCACUGCCUACCGAUACAAUCAGAAUAUGAUGGAAUAUUACACCUGCCACGGUGGAGUUAACCAGCUCGGCGGCGUCUUCGUGAACGGAAGGCCCCUACCGGAUGUAGUCAGGCAAAGGAUCGUCGAGCUAGCGCACAGUGGCGUCCGACCGUGCGACAUUUCCAGACAACUCAGGGUAUCUCACGGCUGUGUAUCCAAGAUACUGUCGAGGUAUUAUGAAACCGGCAGCUUCAAGGCCGGCGUCAUAGGUGGUUCCAAGCCGAAAGUAGCAACGCCACCAGUGGUCGAGGCGAUCGCGAACUACAAGAGGGACAAUCCAACAAUGUUCGCGUGGGAGAUCAGGGACAGGCUGCUCGCCGAAGGCAUUUGUUCUCAGGACAACGUGCCAUCCGUCUCCUCCAUUAAUCGGAUCGUGAGGAACAAAGCGGCGGAGAAGGCGAAACACGCGCAUCAGCAACAGCAGGCGCAGCAGCAGCAAGGUCAGCAACAAGGUCAGCCAGGAUCAGGUGGUUCCGUGUCGGUGAUAGCCCAUGCACCUGCAACUGCGACGGGUCAUCCGGCUGCAACCGCUCCCAACGCUUACAGCAUCAGCGGCAUCCUGGGAAUCCCGGCUCACCAUCAGGAUCCCAACGGCAACAGCAUCAAGAGAAAACGCACCGAAGACGACGACAACCGAGACCUGAAUGAUCAUCCCGAGGACGACCUGAAGAGGCAGAGGAGCAACUACAAUGGCGACCAAUUGUACUCGAAUCUGUGGUCGAGUAAAUGGAGCAUCAAGGACGAGCACAAACUCCUGAGCGAGCUAGGCGGCGGAGGCGGUGGUGCGACCGCGGGCACGAACGGCGCUGGGACCGGUGGAGGCGGCGGCGGCGGUGGUGGCGGCGGUGGUGGCGGCGGAGGUGGCGGAGGUGGCGGCGGCGGAGGUUACUACGAACACGGAGGAUUCCCCGGGAACGCGAUUGCCACCUCCGCCGAGCUGUACGACUCCCUGGGCACCAUCAGCACGAUGACGCAGGCGCAAACGCCCCAUCUCUACACCCCGCCCAUAGGGGGCACCAUAGCAGGUGGUACUUUGACGCCGCUCGCGCCACUGACGAUGCAAGAACUAAAAUUGAGCCAAACAUUGGACGGGGCUAACAUGUCUCCUUACCACACCAGCGCAGAGAGCAGUACCGUCGCAGUGUCGUAUGUGGGGGUGGGGGCCGGUGGGGGCGAGCAAAGUCCCCCGAUUUCGUUGCAGAACGAGACAAACGCCACCCCCGCGGCCCCAAACACCCCCGGAGGCGAUCCCGGACUGACGGUCUUGCAGCCGCCAGUUUCUCAGCCCCAGGUAGCGUCUGCGAUACCACCGUACUCCACGAUGCUCCCCAGUUUCGGACAUUACGCCACCGGUGGUGGUGACUACGCGUACAGCGCGGCAUACUCGCAAUACUCGAGUGCGCCGUACAGCGGCUACGGUUAUGGAGCAGCGACAAGCGGGUUGCUCAACUCCACGUACUAUUACUGUAACGGGGACACGCUGGCGUCUUCCCACAACAAUUCGCAACAGGGCGGCGGAUGUAACAACGGUGGGCCAGACAACAGCACGAACGUGGCUAGUCGCUCGCCUUUGGCAGCAACCAGGGCGAGCAGCGGCGCUAGCGCUGCCUCGCCGACCGGAAGUGCGUGCACGAAGCCGGAUCACACUUCCACGCCGACGGACCUUUAUCUGGCCUGAUUGAUCGAUGGUACAGGAGACCAGCUCCGGGCAGAGUGUUCUCCUGGAGUGGGAGCAGCAACCAGCGACGAUGGACGCCAUAUCACGAGGAGCCACGCUGAAUUCAAGCAAUGAUCUCUUUUCCUUUUUCCACCGGCUCGGAGAACGGAUUCUAACUAUCCGAUCGAUAUUGGGGAAUACGAUCGGAAACGAUGUCCGACACAUUAAAGCGAUUUCAAGCGGAGACCAGAGGGGACUGUCAAAAAUCGGCCGACGGCCAGACACUGGUGCGCGCCCGACCGAGUUCCUCGCACGAUCGUCCACACGGAAGCUGUAAAUCUAAAAAUUGUCGAAUCCGGAUGUUGAAAACAUUUGUCGAAAGAUGACAAUCGAAUCCCGAGAGAGAUAGAGACUUGGACAAGUUGUUUCACUUGACAAUGGAUAUCGGACGAUUAUAAAACGACUGUGGCGCGCGACCAAGCACGACACUCAGUGGAUGACGAUGACGAUCGUGUGCGGAGUACUGUUGACGUCAGGAGCAUCGAGAUCGUGGACAUUGUCGGGAAUAAUGGCAAUCGUUGUCAGCAGCUGCGCUGGAUGAACUCGCAAGUUCGCGACGUCGACGACGUAACCGAACAAUCCGUAUGCGAGCGGCAACGGCUCGAAGUGUCUGGCCAGCGGCCAGGGCUAGAAGAACAACGCUGUCGAGUCGCGCGGUUGGUACCGCAGUCUUCACCCGCGGCUUGCGACGGUGCCGGUACUCCGUAGAGUGCGCGUAAACCGUAGGUAGUUUAAUUUAACGAUCCUCAGUUAGAAUAAUUCCAAGAGUCGGUCGUCCCUCCAAAUAUGCCCGAGCAUUCCGAUGAACGGUUUCCCCGGCGACGGGACCGGAAACGCUGUAAAGAGGAAAAAGUAACGAACGAAUACGCGGUCGGGCACAUUUGUCAUCGGCGGCGUUUUAGGACGUGUACAUAUAUACAUAUAUAAAAUUGAAAAAAAUUCAUAUAUAUAUAAAUAUAUAAAUAUAUAAAUAAUACAUAUACUCGCGUAAACGGACAGAGUCAACUGCCGGAGGCGAUGGCACGUUCUUUCUCCUAAAUAAGCACGACGACUCCGAUCCCCAUCCCCCUUUUACCCCUGAACCCCGUGUCCCAUCCAGGAACGACAUAGAGUAUAUGGUAGAGACGUAAUCGAUAAGUUUAUUGAGAUUUUUAAAUCAGGAAUCGACGGAACGAUCAUUAACUGUUAAGGAUAUUAUAUAUAUUUUUUGUAGAAACCAAAGACCACAGACACCGAUUGCCGAAUACGAGGGUUGCGUGCGUCGCGUAGCUUUAGGCGAGUGCACAGUUUUUAAUGGCGGUUUCGAGCGACACGUUUUUUUGGGAAACCAGGCCUUGAACGGCAGCGAGAGCGUUUUGCGUGUCGCUAGUUUAACGUUCCCGACAACUCUAUCACGAGUCUCAUCGAAUAUCUUCGACGUUGCAUUUUGAAAAUCUAAGAUGUUCAAUCCGCGGCAGUCGAAUAAAAAUUGUACAAACGUUGUCCAGUCGAAUCGCGGUGAAACAAAAAUGUGACCGUGUUUCUCUAAUACAAUAAUGGUUACGAUGCAGCAGGCGUUGCACGCUGCGUAUAACUGAGAAGUUCCAUUCGCGUAACUAAUGUAUAAAUAGCGUAACGACAACAGUAGGAAAUGUGUGUAUUAGUUGCGCGUAUGUGGCGAUGGAAAUGCGCAAGAAAAAGCGCAGCGUGCGAGGCGUAGCUCGAGCCGAAACGGUACUUUAAAUACAUGCGAUUCGCAAAACGCUCCCGCCAGUUCGAGUCCGAAUGAACGCUCCGCGAGCGAGCGACGCGCUGGAUCGACGAGUCGAAAACAAUGAACGAAUUUAAAUUUGUAAUCGAGAAAGCGUGAAAGACGAAAACCGAGCCGAGUGCAAGACGAUCGGUUCGCAUCGAGAUUAAUGACGCGCGAAAAGAACCGCAAAAAGUGCUUCCCACUAGCCGGAACCUAUGCGCAUUCGGAUCGCAAAUCAUCCGUGAAUAUUCGCGAACUCGUGACAAACUUUUUCCUUUCGGGUCCGUCUUUGAAAUGGCAAAACAAAAAAAGAAAUGUAAAACAAGAAAGAUCCGAGCAACGGACAGUUACCUGACGGGCUAAUCAUCGCCUCUUCCCGCGUUCCGUCCAACGCCUCCGUGCUGUUCUCCGGAAGUCGCGUUGCUUCCGGCUUCGCGUCGUGCGGAACGCUCGAAAGAGGCAAAAAACUAGCCGCGAAACCAUAAUUAACGUCCGGCAACGGCGCACUUUAAUGAGAAGUUACGUGCUCGCAAUUUCUCGAUGAUUA
Nomia melanderi (Alkali bee) is the source of this 4996-nucleotide messenger RNA. It is a transcript of the gene sv, whose product is annotated as paired box protein shaven. Gene Ontology annotation, biological process: regulation of transcription by RNA polymerase II; anatomical structure development. The record is from RefSeq and is a predicted model, not a curated record. NCBI's taxonomy places the organism in Eukaryota, Metazoa, Arthropoda, Insecta, Hymenoptera, Halictidae. Gene Ontology annotation, molecular function: DNA-binding transcription factor activity, RNA polymerase II-specific; RNA polymerase II cis-regulatory region sequence-specific DNA binding.